Messenger RNA from Didymosphaeria variabile, 882 nucleotides. RefSeq lists its product as uncharacterized. The record is from RefSeq and is a predicted model, not a curated record. The coding region runs from base 1 to 882 and encodes 293 amino acids. The transcript has a single exon. NCBI's taxonomy places the organism in Eukaryota, Fungi, Ascomycota, Dothideomycetes, Pleosporales, Didymosphaeriaceae.
AUGGCAAGUGGUCAAAUCUCAAUUCAAGUGGAGCUUACCCAGCAGGUUUGGGGAGCCACUAACACAUUCACGGCUGAUCGAGAACUUGGAGGCCAGCUCAAACCAAAUGUAGUUCAACAGAAUCCGGUGUCCCACAUUGAUGACGAUGCUUCGGCCGAGAUUGAGUCCCUGGACGGUUCCACCAACGAUGAAGACUUUGGUGAGUUUGAGACCGUGAAUAGCUCCACCGACGACGAAUCUUGGGUCUCUGUGAACUACAACCAAGUUGAGGAUAUGACAUCCGGGGUGGCGGAUCUCGCCGCGUACGCCCACCGACCAACCUUGGAGAACUUCGAAGACUCCGAGAACGAGAUGUCACCACCUCCUUCCCCUCUCCCUCGGGGCUAUCUUCGCUCAACGCAGAAUGUCGACGCCUUCUUACACCCGAUGGACUUAACUCCUGAGAACAGUGCCCUUGGUAACUUGCUGUCAUUCGAGUCAUCGUCUUACGAUGACUACGCCCCUCUCUUCCAUGCUGACUCGGGUUCCGGAUAUUCCGCUAAAGCUCGCCAUGGUACGUCCACAGAGCGUAUGUGGAGUUUGGGCAAGACGGCAUUUUCGCGGUUGGCUUCAGCUCGGCAAGGCGCUGGUAAACAGGCCAAGCAAGCUGUGGCCGCCUGGAAGACAAAUUUUGUUGACAAGGAGCAUGAGGAGCUUGCGCGGGUGGUGAAGGAGGCUGCAAAAGUACCUAUGGUGGUGAAGACCGAGCCGACUUCAGUCCGUGACCGUAGUCAUAAUCUAAUCAGCGGCGCAGUGGCGAACGAGGAUGGCGUCAAGAACCUCCAUAUGGAAUAUGCGGCCGAGAGCUGGAUGGACGUAGAGAGGAGGGCCUGGGGCGCGUAG